UUUCCAGUUAAACGUGAGCAGACAUUAAAUAUAGGUAAAUAUCGACUACACUUUAUGUAGUCUGGACCACUGGAACGUUCAUUUAUGUUCUUACGCGGUCUUGCAUUUCUUUUUUUUAGUCACUCACUAAAAACUAUACAUAACCCCCAGAUCGGGUAAACCCUAAAAAUAUCUUCAUAAAAUCCAGUUCUUUCAUUUUAAAAUUCUACAUCAUGUUAUAACAUAACAAGGUACAACGUUUCUGUUUAUUCCAAAACCAGGUAGGUGUGUGUAAAACCUAUUUUAUAUAAUUUUCAGACCACGUCAUAGAUCAGGGUACUUUAAUAAAGCUAGAAUAAAUUAAAAAAAAGAUUAGGUGUAGAUUGCGUGCAAACACGAGAAACGUUGCUCAAAAAACAAAAUGGUGAUACCGCUGUAAAGCAAACACGGUCCCCUAUCUUGACAUUAGACCGAGGCAGUUAAUUAUUCAUUCUUGAAUACACACCUGCGCAUGGAUCUCAGCAACGUUGCUGUUGUUGGCACUUUGGCUAAAAGUGGACGCGGAUUAACUUGAAAUUCCGAAGGUUAUUACUGUGUGGACGUUUAAUAAAAGGAGAUACCUCCUGGAGUGUUUCGACGUCACAAGAGAAGAACGGCGCUCCUAAAUGGAGCAGGUUCUCUCCAGCCCGCGAGGUCAUUCCGACUGGGAAUCUGACCAGAAUUCUCUCGGGUUUCUUCUUUUGGACAACGAUGACGAUGUCGCUGCCGACGGCGGCCAUGAAAAUCCAGAGAGACGUCAUAGGGGAGAGCCUGGUAUCGUCUCCCUAAGCUUUGACGAGAUAUUUCAGGACAGCUCUUUGAAUCUCGAUGAGUUUUUCCGGGCUUCUCGGUAUUCCGGAUUAGAUCAGGCAUGUCCGUGGGAGCGCGGUUCGGACUGUGUCAGUCCGUCAUGGGAUAUACAGCCGUCUCUGCCACAGAAACCGGCUCGAGAGGACUGCCGUGAAGCGCCACACGGUGCGGUCACGGCGGAUCUCAUCAGCUUUAAUUCCAACGCACCCAGUCCCACGCACACUUGCACAUCUAUGCAGGCUGUGGACAUUUCGCAACCCACUGGAACGGUCGACACAGAUUGUCCUUUAGAUGGCCUCAUUGGCCAGCUUCCUCUGGAUCCCGUCAUGGACCAGACACUCUCACAAACCUUGCCUGCUCAGAGGACUAGUGUAACUGAAGAGACUCCAGACUCGCACUGGACAAAAGAUUUGACCUCCUCACAAACUACGCCUGAGGACGUGACGGACAUCUUGUGCGCGAAUUUGCUGGAUCUUGCUGCGGAAAGCUCAAGUAGGACUGCAUCCUAUAGUUUUGAGAAUUCAAAUGAGGCUUUGAUAACUUCGCCCUUCAUCUACGAUUUGUCUUCCUCACUCCAAACUUUGGUUUCGUGUUCUGAUGCCUUGGAUGAAGUCUCACCAAUGUUGUUUUUGGAGUCACCUGUUCAGCCAUGUGAUGGCAGCCUUGCUAUUUUCCAGACAGUGGGGACUACAGUUACAGGAUUGUCUUCAGAACAGGAGCGCGAGGUACCUGCGAUUAGUAACACGAUACGUGGUGAUGCAUCCGAGGUCCAGUCACCUGCAGGUCCAUUAGCAUCUAGCAAACCAUUUGUACAAGAAAGAACAUUAGCUGGAUCAGAUUCAGAGGCCAAACCUGAGACACCCAAUGAGUCAGUAGCGACUGGUGGUCCACCUGAAACCAGCCGUCUGGGCCUAAGCGAUGAAGAUGCGUGUGAGGACGAAGAGAUUGUAGAAAUGGAAGAGGUAGCGGAGAGAGACAUCCCACCUCACGACCCUCUGGUACAGGAACUUCAAUCUGAUUUCACUCAAGCAGUUCUGUUGUUCUCACCUACAUUCGUACCUGAGCAAACAGCUCCAGUGCAGUCCACAUCAACUUCUCCGGUCUCUCUUUGUCCUCAGACUGACGUCUCACCAGAGUACAGUAACGAUGAGCUUCGCGUGAAUACACAAGGCGCUGCAUUUGAAAAAUCACCUGACUUGAAUGAAAACUCAAACCUUUCGGUAAUAUCUGACUCACAUUUUGAUGAUGUCCAUAACGCAAAACUACUUGCCUCUGAGAAAGAGAUUAUUAUUCAUACCAUUCCUGCCUUGAAGAAAGAACCGCCUCCCGUUUCUCCUUUACUUCGUCUUACCCUUGAGGCAAAUGCAGAGACCGACGCGAUCUCGCAUGACUCUGAAUCUGAAACACACACCUCAUCGGAAAUAGAAAGUAAACGUAAUCCUUCAGAGAGCCUUAAAUCACCUGAGGGCACAGGUGAAGAACAGACAAUCAACAUGCCCAACAUGGACACAUCAGACACGCUUGCUGCUUUGGAUACGCACUUCCAUUUGCACGUUCAGGAGGUGGAGUCUGUUCACACAUCAGUGAAUGGUACAACUCAACACUGCCAGGAUCCGAAUGGCUGUACAGCUGAGAUUAACCAGCAACCAAACACACAGGAUGAGUCGGAGAGCUUCGGCUUUAGUGCCCAUAACUGUACACCUGAAAAAUUUGUAACGCCAAAGGACAUUCACGCAACAUCUGAUGAUCUUCAGGACACGCACAGAUUGACUGAGUCAUCUGACGGCAGUGUGAAUACACACACACCAGACUUUACACCUGUCUCCAAGGAAAACACAUUUUUAUGUGCACUGUUACCUGCCCAAGGAAGCAUAAAAGCUGAAGAAGGCAUUGACCGUGAACCGGUUGAUGUAACCUACACUCCUGAGAGUGUUCCUGGCCCUUUAGACUCCACCCUCCUCUCAGGUGCAGAUAGUCCACUCAGCCAAGUGGGCGUGGCCAUAGGGCAGGAAAGGGGAGCGGCUACAUCAAGACUAUGUCAGUCAGCUGAUGUGAAGUUAGACGGGGAAACUGAUCUACCUGAAUAUCUUAGACAAGCAGACCUGUCUCAGGUAGCAGAGCCGAAACUAAACUCGCUCAGAGAUGAGUCUCCCAGCGGAGUUUGUCCGCUAGAAGAAACAUGCCCGCUUCUGAUGGAGGACAGCGUUGUCGUUCCUGACGGUCCAGACAAUGCCGAAAUGGCUCUGGAGUUGUGUGUGAGCUCGGAUAUGAUCCAGGAUGGGUGUUCAGGUGCCGGCGCGCUUCCAGCAGCCAAUCCUCAGGAUGACGAACACUCGGCACUGCGGGCGGUUUUCCAAGCUCUUGACCAGGACGGGGACGGAUUCGUCCGCAUCGAGGAGUUUAUGGAGUUCGCCACGGCGUACGGAGUGGAACAGGUGAAGGACUUGACGCGCUUCCUCGACCCGAGCGGCCUGGGAGUCAUCAGCUUCGAGGAUUUCCACAGAGGCAUCACGGCCAUCAGCAACGGAGGGUCUGACCCAGAUCUCUACAAGCUACAGCUCACUACAGGGGAUGCCAACGGAGCAGGCGAGGAAUAUGAUGAGCAGGCGGAGGUGUCGGACAGCGCGUACCUGGGCUCGGAGAGCGCGUACAGCGAGUGCGAGACGUUUACAGACGAGGACACGGGAGCCCUCGUUCACCCGGAGCUGCACGAGGACGUCGAGACGGACAGCGGCAUCGGAAACACUCUCGCCGAGAGCGAGGAGCGUAACAGGUUCUCCCUCGGCUCGGACUUGCACGGCCACGCCCUGGUGGCGGUGAUCGGCGGGGAGGAGGAGCACUUCGAGGACUUCGGGGAGAGCAACUCCGCCUCCGAUCUUUUGCUGGCCAAUCAGGAGGAGGGCAGGGCAGCCCCCGAAGGAGAGGGAGACCCAGAGCCACACCCACAUGCUGGCAGCCCAGCGCACCGGCCACCGAUGCUGCUGACGCCCAGCUCUGAGCCGUUCCCCUCCAGCUUCCGGAAUUUCCUGCAGUCGGAAUCUCUGGAGUUUUUCUGCACUCACUGUCACAAACAGAUCAGCCGUCUUGAGGAUCUCUCCACGCGCCUGCAUUUACUAGAAAUGAAUAGCUCCAGCAAGAGACUGUCCAGUAAAAAGGCAGCAAGGCACUUGUUACAGUCGAGCGGUCUAGAUCGUAUGAGCGACCUGAGCCGCGACAUCCUGGACCUCGCCGACAGCGACAUCGCUGACAAGGUGCUGCUUUUGGAACGGCGCGUGUCCGAGCUGGAGAAGGACUCGGCGGCGAGCGAGGAGCAGCACGCCCGUCUGCGGCAGGAGAACCUGACACUGGUGCACCGUGCCAACGCCUUGGAGGAGCAGCUCAAGGAGCAGGAGGUUCGCGCCGACGAGUCCCUGAACACGCUCGGCCGCAAACACCGGGACGCUCUGAGCAAACUGCAGCGCGAGAGAGAGCUGGAGAUCGAGAACCUGCAGGCCAGGCUGCAUCAGUUGGAUGAAGAGAACAGUGAGUUAAGGUCAUGCGUGCCCUGUCUGAGAGCUAACAUCGAAAGAUUGGAGGAGGAGAAGAGAAAGCUCCAGGACGAGGUGGACGAUAUGACCGACAGGCUGAACGAAGAAACGGAGUCCCGCAGGAAGACGGCUGACAAGCUGAGCCAUGAACGCCACACCAGCCAGAAAGAAAAAGAGACCACGCAGGAGCUGAUUGAGGACUUGAGGAAGCAGUUGGAAAUGCUGCAGCUGUUUAAACUGGAGACGGAGGCCCGGCGAGGCCGCUCGCCUGCCGCCGGACUGCAGGAGUACAACACGCACAUGAGAGAGAACGAGCUGGAGCAGGAAAUCCGACGACUCAAGCAGGAUAACCGCAGUUUGAAGGAGCAGAACGACGAGUUGAACGGACAGAUCAUCAAUCUCAGCAUUCAGGGAGCCAAAAGCCUGUUCACCGAGUCUCUGUCCGAGUCGCUGGCAGCAGAGAUCAACAACGUUUCCCGCGCAGAGCUAAUGGAGGCCAUCCAGAAGCAGGAAGAGAUUAACUUCCGCCUGCAGGACUACAUCGACCGCAUCAUCGUGGCCAUCAUGGAGUCCAACCCUUCUAUACUGGAGGUCAAAUAAUAAUCACCACGGCGACAGACCCCUGAAUACACAACGGCACUGGAGCUGAGCGACAAACACGUUAAAAGAGGAUAUAGAUUUCUUAUCGCGUCAUUUCAGGAAAGCGUGUGUGUGUGUGUGUGUGCGUUUAUGUAUAGUGAAUAUUGGUUCCUGUGACUUCCCUGUGGUUUGGGAUUGAGGGACCCAGUCCCGUGUGUGUGUGUGUUUGUGUGUGUGUGUUUUUUUUUUUUGUUUGUUUUUUUGCUUGACUUCAAGUUUAGCUCCAUGAUCAAAACCAUGUGAGGGACACUAUGUGUCCUGAGAGGUAGUGUGUGUGUUCAUCAUAACUUAUGAGUGUGAUGAUCUUUGACAUUGUUAAGGUGAUAAUGAGGGGGGUGCGUGUGUGUGUGCGCGGGUGUAUGAUUUAGUUCAGUUUUUAUUUUCCUCGUAUCUAUUUAUUACGCUGAAGCAGAAGGCUACAGGCUGAAAAAGAGAAAACUCCGGAAGCUGAAGAAAGUGCCGCAGAGCGAUCGUAAAGGGGCGUGGCUCUGAGCCCACGUGGGCUUUCCUGCUGAGUGAACAGAGACGACCUGCGAGGGACGACGUCCCUGUGCGACGAAAAACUGUUCGUUUGUUUUGAAUGACUAUAUAUAUAUAUAUGUAUAUGUAUAUGUAUAUGUAUAUAUAUAUAUAUAUAUAUAUAUAUAAAGUAAAUGUAAAUAUAUAUAAAAAAAGAUAUAUUUCCUCAUGUGGGAGCUGAAGAAAACGGUUUACACUCGAAGACUUUGACGGAUCCCUCGGCCGGAAUGACGAGAGCUUAUUUUCUGAUUAAAUUAUUUUGAACUGAUGGACCGCAAGGGGGAGAGAGAGAGAGAGGAGAUGGACGUGAAAGACUUGAGAGACCCUGCUGAGACAUGAGCACACACCCACAAACACACACCUCUCUCCAUCUUCGAACCCGAAAUAAUCCUCUGCAGACUGAUUUCUCAUCCUGUUUCACUUAUUAUUAAGAGGUAUUUUAUAGAUGGAAGGAAAGAGUGUAAUCUUGUCUUCCACCGUCACAUGCAUUGUGUGUGUGUGUGUGUGUGAAGAUUUCAGUAGCUCGACUGUGGGAGCUGAUGUACAGUAUUACGCUGAAUGUAAUACCGUAUUUUCCGGACUAUAAGACGCCCUCUAGUGGGUGCUGCAAUUACUACAGCAAAAGGGGAAAAAAAGUGCUAAAAUUUGCACCCUUGUAAUAAACCUGUUUAUUUGGGGGUAUACGGUAGACGUGCUACUCCAGGACUUUAUUAUAUAACAGGAAAAAAUAUACUAAUAAAGCAUAAAAAAGACCGGGGGGGAUAUAUAUAUAUAUAUAUAUAUAUAUAUAUAUAUAUAUAUAUAUAUAUAUAUAUAUAUAUAUAUAUAUAUAUAAUAUAUUCGUGUUUGUUUUCUUCAACCAAACAAAAUCCGGAAAAUACUGUCCAAUGAAAGUGCUGAGAUGUGUAAUUUUUUUUGCUCAUUUCACUUUUUUUCACUUGUUUUUCUUUUUUUUUCUUUCUCUCUACUAUGCUUAUUCCAACAUUUCUGUCACAUAUAAUGGCAUCAAAUGGUCCGUGUUUCGGGUGUCUGUUCUGUGAUAUCCUGCUGUUUCUGCUUUAUUUAACACUCCAAAACACUCUGGGGGGGGGGGGGGACGACAAAAAAGUGAAAGCAUGAUCUUAUUUUCGGCGUUGUGCAAUCUAGCCCUUCAUUAGAAAUGGUUUGACUUUCUUUUGCCUAUAAGAAUCCUGGAUGUUCUAACUAGUGUGUGCCUGAAUCGUUUUCUCUCUCUCUCUAUCUCUGUCUCAACUUAAUAUGUAUAAAGAAACUGACUGAUCUGUGUAUAUACGCGUUCUACUUUUUGUGAAUCCGCACUCGCACACUCGGGAAAAAGACGUCCAAAGCAGGAGCAGGAGCUCCACUCGUCGCUUAGAAAAUCGUCAAUACUAAUUUUAGCUACGAGUAGACAAUAACACGUUCUCGUUGUGUAAAAAAAUAAAUAAAUAAAUAAAAGAUGAAGAUGUAAUCUAUUCUGAUUAUAAGGUGACAUGUAUAGAAGGAUAAACUAAGAUAUCAGUAUUGUCUUCUGCUGCAAGUUUUUUUUUUUCCUUUCGAAGAUGGCCCGCAAGAUGUGUCUCUUAUCGUCUGAGGGUUCUGUAGAAUUUUUUUUUUCUUUGAGUAAUUGUAUAAAGUUGAAAAAUACAAUAGGAAAUGAACCUAGAUGCAAAUCAAUAAAAUGAACAUAUCUCUUA
This is a messenger RNA of Ictalurus punctatus (channel catfish), 7207 nucleotides long. RefSeq names its product RAB11 family interacting protein 3 (class II) (gene rab11fip3). Lineage: Eukaryota; Metazoa; Chordata; Actinopteri; Siluriformes; Ictaluridae. The transcript is spliced from 14 exons. Gene Ontology annotation, cellular component: cleavage furrow; recycling endosome membrane; midbody. Gene Ontology annotation, molecular function: calcium ion binding. The coding region runs from base 645 to 4955 and encodes 1436 amino acids. Gene Ontology annotation, biological process: regulation of cytokinesis; endocytic recycling. The record is from RefSeq and is a predicted model, not a curated record.